ACUCGCAAAAAAUCCAAUGCCUUCUGAAACCUUUGGAUUUCCAAAGAUUUCAAGAUAUUCUGGAAAAUCUGGACUUAUUCUUGGCGGACGGUACAUACAAUGACCAUGAUGAUCAAUCGCCCUAUGCAUUGGAGUCAUUUCUUGCCUCGAUUCUUCAAUCACUCCUUCGCUGCCAUGACUGCAAUGGUCUUGAUGAAGUAAUUACUUUUAUUGAAGACAACGCGGAUGAGCUUCUCCCGAAAGAAUUGUCGAUGAAGGAAAAAAGGACCCAGAAAUUAACCCUGCUACAGUUAAUCAACGAGACCAGAGCCACCCAUAAAAAUCUGACUUCCUGUCCCGAAAUAAUUAAUUCAGACAUCAGUACCACCUCAUUCCCCAAGCUUUUACUUCUCCUCGAAGAAAAUUUCCUGGUAAAAAUUCAACUGACAAUAUUCGACUGGAAGACUUGCAAAUUGUCCGUCCUCUCAAAUUUUCAAACAUCACAAAACAACGAUGAAACUCCAACACCUCAUCAAAUCGUCCUACUCAACCACGAAAACGAGUUCCGACUCAUUUCCACCCGGAAGGACUUAUUUCCUAUGCCGGAAGAAUACUGGGACAAUUUACUGUACCAAAUGGGAGAAAAGGCAGAGAUUUUGAACGCACUUUUAAAAGAUUUGAAACAACCCUUCCAUUCCAAUGGGGAACCCUUUAAGCCUGAAGUAUUCAUCGAAAACAAACUGGAAAUCGAAUUGCCCUCGAUCGAAACAAUUGCAGGAUUUAAACAACUAAUUUCCACGAUGGAUGAGUCCGAAGAAUUUAAUAACUUGCCCUUCCUCUCCAAACUAGUCGAAGAAGAAGAAUACAUCAAAACCAGUGGAUCAUACUCGCAUCGAAACUUGCUCACCGAGAUGAAACGUUUAUACGUCGAGAGUAUGAAAGAAGCCUGCAAUUUAUUCUACAUGGAAAAAACGAGUCAACAAAAUGAGGAAAUAGAGGCAACAAAGCUAAAGAAGCAACUUAUCCAGCAGGAAAUCGAUGAGGGAAAUUUAGAAAUUUUAAAACUACAGGACAAAAUUAAAAGAAAGGAAAUCCAGUCAAAAAAUCUUGCCAAAAAUUUAGCCGACAGUUCCGCAACGGAUGCCGAACUUAAUGAAAAACUCCUCAGUUUGAAAUGUAGAGCGGCAUUUCUUGCCUUUCAAAAAUCACUGCUCAAAUUGAAGCCCACCUGCGACAUGAUGAUUAGAGGAAAAUUAAACGCAAAGAUAAAGAAAAUGAACGACUUCAGCUCCAUCUGCCGCUUAAUCUUGGAAGAAUAUGAGAUUAAUUUUGAUAACGUGGAUUCUUUACUAUCAGAGAAAAAUCAAUCGCCUGAAAAUAUUUCGAGUGUGUUGGAAAUUUUAGAAAAUUUGUACGCCCCGCCAAUAUCCGUGAUCAAGAGGGGUUCCAAGGGACAAAAAAUUCUAGAAUUUAACGGCCGCAAUAUCGUCCUAAGUCAAAUUUUGGGGCAGAUAUCAUCCUCCCACGUGCAAGAGGUACAGAUUAUUUCUACCAGCCAAUUAUUCUUGGAUGUCGAUAUUACCCUCCGGCAAAAAUAUUUGUCUCCUGUCAGACGCCAUCUAUGUUGAAGGCUGCCAUGUAGUGAUUAAUGUCUCCGGAGUGGAUGGCCGCCCCUUGGAAUCACCGCCAAACGCGGACAAUGGCAAGUACGCCGGACGAGACGGCUACGAUGGGGCUGACGGACAGGCAGGAGAAUCGGCGGGAAACGUUUAUAUGAGAUGUCGCCAUCUCGUGAAUGCCGAAAACCUGGAGAUCCUGGCAAACGGCGGGAACGGGGGGCACGGCCAGACUGGCGGUGAUGGACAGAAUGGCAGCGAGGGAAACGAUGGUGAAGACGGGAAGCUCCCGAACGGUUGGUUUGACGGGGUCAAGAAUUACUUGAAUUGGUAUCGAAUAGAGCGCGGGACUGAAGGGAGACCGGGCGGACGUGGGGGUAACGGGGGAAAGGCAGGCUUGGGCGGGAAGGGUGGAAAGCAAGGGGGAAUUACAGUCAUACCUGUAUCUGCGGGGGAGACGGUGGUCAAAAAUGCUAAGAAUGGAGACCCAGGAAAAGACGGACGUAACGGAAAAGGUGGCAGCGGCGGGACCGGUGGUCGAAACGGGGUUGAUGACGGGGUCGCUCAUCAAGGCUCGUGGUGCCCCUUGUUUGACGGACGGACCUGGGGAAAAGGCAAACUUGACAAGAAAGAGUACCGAAGAUGGUAUGGAUUUGCCGGGUAUGAAUUAGUAUUCGUCAAGAGUGAAGCGGAAGUUCGAAAAUCCCGGGCAACCCAUGGAAAUCGUGGUCAAGAUGGAGAGUCGGCAAGCAAACAGAGUCACUCCAGACAGAGUCCGGCAUCCAAACAUGCCAUUGAUGAAGUGCAACUCACCUCACAAUUUAUGACAGCCAUGUCAAACAGCGGGGUUCAUGAUGACCAAGAAUUAGACCAAAUGGCGAAAGAAAUUCAGGCAGAGACGAAAAAGGCGAACCAAACGAGACAACAAAUUAACCAAAAUUCGAAAGAAAUGCGGAAAGAGCUUCAAAAUUUGGAAAAUGAGACACGCAUCGCACAACAAGAGCAAAAUCAAGCCGAGGCAAAUGUCGAGGCUCAGAACGAGCUUUUGGAGGCAGAACAAGCAAACCUAGAAAUGUCACAAGCCGUCCUCAACAAUAUGUUAAAUCAGAGAAAGAAAGUCUUGGAAAUGGUGGAUCAAGCCGAAUCCUCUAUGAAACAAGAGAGCUUGCAAGUUAUCGAGCAGCAGUCGCGUCAGGCAACCGUCCUGCGACAGGUAGAUGGCGAUAGUCUCGUUCCCAAAGCUAUCCCCGCCCCACAAGUAAGCGACGCAGGUCCAAUUCACAAAACAGAAGUGGUACAAGACAAAUUCGGAUUUACAACGUGGCAACUUCAAAUUUUGGAGAAUAGUGUCGCCCUCAUGUCAAAAUUAGAGAAAUUAACCACAGUUGGGGAAGGUUACAAAGCGGCAGCUUCAAAGAAAGUCAAAUCCCUGCUAAGUUUCAGAUCUGGCAAGAAAACAAUGACUGUGACGGAAAUGCUGGAUAUUUUUGACACUGGAAAAAAUUUGACUACGCUGGACAGCCUGCUGCAAAGCGUGCAAAUAAUGGGCGAACUUGCUAAAAUUGAAACUCCAGGAGUUGAAAUUCUUGUAGAUAAUUUGGACACAAUAAUUACUCGACAUGCGGAGGCAAUCUUAGUCAAAAAAUUUCAAGAGAUCAAUGUAAACAUCGAUUCUAAAGGAAUGAUUGUUGCGGCGCAUUCGAUUGAAUCCGCCGUUAAGAAUAUUGUCCCGCUGAGAGAAAAGAGCGCAAAAGAAGGGGCGACCCCUAUUCACUUUGUUCACGUUGUCGCCAUGUUGUUGGAGACCAUGACAAGUAAGGAAUUCAGGGAGGUGAGCAGUGAGGAAGUUGCACAUCACGUUAUUCUCAGGCUUACCGGGUUCAUUAAGAAGAAAUCGGAGGAAACAUUUCGGAGGUGAUGUCGAAGAUAAUCAAGCCCACCAUGCAAAGAGAUAUCAUUCAUGACAAAGAUGCAUUACCCAUCCUCUUGCACAUUUUACCCUUCCUUAACCUCAAGCUGGAAGAAGUGGACGCCCUUAA
Folsomia candida is the source of this 3634-nucleotide messenger RNA. RefSeq lists its product as uncharacterized. NCBI's taxonomy places the organism in Eukaryota, Metazoa, Arthropoda, Collembola, Entomobryomorpha, Isotomidae. The coding region runs from base 1549 to 3513 and encodes 654 amino acids. The record is from RefSeq and is a predicted model, not a curated record. The transcript has 3 exons.